CGCUAACAAGUAGAUUUCAUAUGGAUGCCAUUUUGGUUUAGAUGACUUUACUUUUUUUCAGUUGGGUAAAAUUCAUAAACAAGUUUUAAAAAGAAGGGCUUCUCCGUCAAACAAUCAACCAAACUUUUACUUAAUUCUCUGCGAAACUAAAGCAGCUCAACAGCGUCUUUUUACUGUGCUCAGAGUUUUUCAGACAUCACAAACGGUCGUUAGGUAGCUCUCACUGGUUGUUUUACAAACUUGUGAGUGUGGUAAUGGCUAGCAGUGAGAUGGAAAAACCUAGUAAAGAGAAGGAACUUAAACAGCCUUCUUCUUCUUCUUCUGCUCCUCCUCCUUCACAGGAACCUUCUUCGUCUGUGAGUGCUGGACCAGAUUGGUCUGGUUUUCAGGCAUCUCCUGCUCCUAUGCAGCCUCAUGGUUUUGUGACAUCAAGUCCGCAACCUCACCCUUACAUGUGGGGGGUUCAGCAUAUGAUGCCUCCUUAUGGAACUCCUCCUCAUCCAUACGUUACAAUGUAUCCACCAGGUGGCAUGUACGCCCAUCCUUCAAUGCCUCCGGGUUCUUAUCCAUAUAGCCCUAUGCCUUCUCCAAAUGGAGUGACCGAAGCUUCCGGUAAUACUACAGGCGGCACCGAAGGUGAUUCUAAACGAUCUGAUGUGAAAGAAAAAUUGCCUAUCAGAAGAUCAAAAAGAAUAUUGAGCAUGAUGAAAGGAAAGAACAACGAGCCUGGAAAGAACUCAGGAGCAUCAGCUAAUGUAGCUUACUCUAAAAGUGGGGAGAGUGAUUCUGAUGGUUCGAGUGAAGGAAGUGAUGCAAACUAUCAAAUUGACUUAGGAUCUAGUCAAGACGGGAAGGAUGCAGCAUCAGAGAAUGGUGGUUCUGCUAAUGGUCUCCAAAAUGGAAGUGUUGGUACACCUCUUCCAACGGUUAGCCAGAAGGUGCCAAUAAUGUCAAAGACAGCUCCAGGUGUUCCCGGCCAACCAACAAAUAUAAAUAUUGGGAUGGGUUAUUGGGGUGCUCCUAUCCCUGGAAUGCAUGGGAAAGUAUCUACACCAGUUCCUGGAGUCUUUGCUCAAAUGUCACGAGAUGGUGGCCAUUCACAACCCUGGUUACAGGACGAGAGAGAACUUAAGAGACAGAGACGGAAGCAGACCAAUAGGGAGGCUGCUCAAAGAUCCAGGCUGCGUAAAGAGGCCGAAUUUGAUCAAUUGGCACAAUACACUGAGGUGUUGAGUGCAGAAAACGCAAGUCUUAGAGCAGAAAUGAACAGGCUUAAAAGCCAGCGCGAAGAGCUCACUUCUGAGAAUACCUCUCUCAAGGACCUACUUUUAUCAUUCCCUCCACUAGAAGGUAUAAACAUGGACAAGGAUGACCAAGAACCAGACACCAACCAAACAUGCUUCACAGAGACAAAGUUUGUUUCCUACAAAGACUCAACUUGAGAAAAAACAUACAAGCAAAACCAAUUCUUAACACAUGUAUAAAAAGUAGAAGAAAACAACAACACUAAGCGGUUCUUUGCUAACAGAUGGUUGUAGGAUUUUAGGCGUCAGAGACUAAUAGGUCGGUCCAGUGGUCUUGUUGAUUUAAGGCUCAGACCAAGGCAAUGUACCUUUUCUGUAUCAAAUGCACCCUUUUAAGCUUAUCAUAUAAUUCGAUUUUUUUUCCUUCUC
Brassica rapa (field mustard) is the source of this 1673-nucleotide messenger RNA. RefSeq names its product bZIP transcription factor 16. Gene Ontology annotation, biological process: regulation of DNA-templated transcription. Gene Ontology annotation, cellular component: nucleus. The record is from RefSeq and is a predicted model, not a curated record. NCBI's taxonomy places the organism in Eukaryota, Viridiplantae, Streptophyta, Magnoliopsida, Brassicales, Brassicaceae. Gene Ontology annotation, molecular function: sequence-specific DNA binding; DNA-binding transcription factor activity.